Molecule: messenger RNA, 1062 nt
Organism: Mauremys mutica (yellowpond turtle)
Lineage: Eukaryota; Metazoa; Chordata; Testudines; Geoemydidae
Gene: HDDC2
Product: HD domain containing 2
Exons: 6
Coding region: 104-709 (201 amino acids)
Cellular component (GO): cytoplasm
Molecular function (GO): 5'-deoxynucleotidase activity
Source: RefSeq, a predicted model, not a curated record
UGCAGCUCGCGAGGCGGGUCCCGGCAGCAGCAGCAGCCGCCCCGCGCGAGGCGGCCUCGGCGAGCCCCGCUGCUCCUGCCCCUGCCCCUGCCCCGGCCGCCCCAUGGCCGCGGCCCCGCUGGGCGGCGCCGCCGCCGGGAGCCUGCUGCAGUUCCUGAGGCUGGUGGGGCAGCUCAAGAGAGUACCACGAACAGGCUGGGUGUACAGGAAUGUAGAGAAACCAGAGAGUGUGUCAGAUCAUAUGUACAGGAUGGCAGUCAUGGCUUUGGUAACUGAAGAUAAACAACUUAAUAAAGACAGAUGUGUACGACUAGCUCUGGUUCAUGAUAUGGCUGAAUGCAUUGUUGGAGAUAUAGCACCUGCAGAUAACAUCUCCAAAGAGGAGAAACAUCAGCGAGAGGAGGCAGCUAUGAAACAUUUGACCCAGCUGCUAUCAGAAGACCUGAGAAAAGAAAUCUAUGAACUCUGGGAAGAAUAUGAACACCAGUCUACAGCAGAAGCCAGAUUUGUAAAAGAGCUGGAUCAGUGUGAGAUGAUACUCCAAGCAUCUGAGUAUGAAGAGUUGGAAAAAAUGCCUGGAAGACUGCAGGACUUCUAUGAUUCAACAUCAGGAAAAUUUAAUCACCCAGAAGUAGUUCAACUUGUGUCUUCCAUUAAUAUAGAAAGAAAUAAAAAAAUAGCUGCUACAGCAAGUGAGCCCUGCACUUGAGGCAUUUUAAAACUUCUGUAGCUAAAAUAAAAUAUUUAUUUUACUUCUUGUAGUGUUUUGCUGCUCCAGCAUCACUCAUUUUUCCAGGAGUGUUUUUUUCUUUCUAUUAAGUGCUGGGAAUCCACAGAAAAAUAUAGAUCAGUGAAAUUGGCAUCCUAUGCUAUCAAAUGCAAAAUUAUCCUGAGAUCAAACUAGGUUUGUGUCUUUUUUUUAGUUUGAUGCAACCUGUUUAACUUGUAUAGACCCAAUUUUGUUCAUUAUGAAAUACAGUAGAACCUCAAAAAGGUACAAACACCAGAGUUACGGACUGACUGGUCAACUAGACACCAUGUGAAACUGGAAGUAACCAAUCA